UGUCUUCCAUACAUAAUCCAGACGUCCAACGUACCUGCAAGAGAAACAGUCAAAAGUCAAAAGAUCCAAAAAAGUGAAUUUUGGCACCUUUUUUUCAUUCUUUUCGUAGAAUUCCCCGUUUUCUUUUUAUAGAAAUGGAAUCCCGACAUUGCACCGUGUGUCUGGCGCCCUGUGCCCUCUGAAUUCGGAAACAAAACCCAGAAGAACCGCCGCUUUUGGCGUUUCCGCCGCAACAAUUCCUCCCUCAGCCACCGCAUGCCGCCCAAAACAAGACAACCAACAACCUAAGACCGCCGUCUGACAGAAAACUUUCAGUUUUAUAUUUUUAAUUUCAAUUUUUUGUGUUUCGUUUAACAAAAAUGAAAACUUUAGAAAAUAGCAUGUAAACCUUCUCUCUUUUCCUUCUUCAUGGAAAUCCAACGCCCACCAAGCCCUAACCCUAAUUCUUACAAUAUAUCUUCCCACCAUGGUUCGUCGCCGGCGCUCCCGCCAUUGCCGGAGGCCUCCACGUCGGCCGGGUUUAUGGGAGGCAGCCACCACCGGCGAUCCCACUCGGACGGAAGCUUCUUUGGGGCGGGCCUGGAGGCGGAGGAGGACCUCGUCGCCGCGUUCCUAGACAUCCAGAAACUCACCAGAAACGACGACAGCGGCUGCGGCGGGGUCUUGAUGGAUCAUGACGGCGGCGGAUCGGAGAAAGGUGUCGGGCUCGGCCAGCGGGGCAGCGGCUUGUUGGAGGGAUUAGGCGACGUGAACGAGGUGAAGAAGGCGAUAUCCACCGAGAAAUUGGCUGAGAUUUGGGCCGUUGAUCCCAAGCGCGUCAAGAGAAUUUUAGCAAAUAGACAGUCUGCAGCACGUUCAAAAGAGAGAAAAGCUCGAUAUAUAUCUGAGCUUGAGCGAAGACUUCAGUCCCUUCAAACAGAAGCAACUAAUCUCUCUGCACAACUCACAAUAUAUCAGAGGGACACAACAGGAUUGAUCACAGAAAAUGCGGAGCUCAAGAUCCGGUUACAAGCCAUGGAGCAACAGGCUCGGUUGUGCGAUGCUCUGAACGAAGCGCUGCAGCAGGAGGUCGAGAGGCUGAAGGUUGCCGCAGGGGACAGGAAAGCCCCCGCCGAAGCCUUCAGCUCAGCAGGGCAGCUUCUGCCAUACAGCCCCUUGACUUCUCCAUCAACCUUGCAAGCCAUGUCCUACAACCCUGCUGCUGCAUGCACUGCCAAUAAGGCCAGCUCCCAUGCUUGCUCAGUUGCCGACCCUCCACAGUUCGCAGCAGGCCGGGCUGCCGCUGCCGUGCCACCGCCCUUGCGCGCCGGCUGCCCCAGAGCAGAAUGAGCCUCUCUGUCGCUUGCAGGGGCUUGACAUCAAUAGCAUUGGAUUACAGAGCCCCCCGGUUGCUGCUGCCACUGAUGCUAGCUCCACAAAACAGUUGCUCACUCCCUGAUCCCUCAACCAACAGAUGCCUCAUCCAAAUGGGUUCAUCCAGAAAGAUAUGCCCCGUGAAGGGUCGAUUCCUAUUUCUAAAGUUCUCGGGGUCUGCUCGAGAAGAAUUUGGGCCACUUCAAGAGUCCUCCCCUACAUCAAAUGCCCUGUGAACGGCCCUUCUGAACUCAAGUCCUCUCUCACAAACAAUAUGGAGGCUUGUUUUUGUUUUGGUAAUUUAUUUGUUAUUCCUUUUCAGAUUUGUAAUUUAUUUGUUAAUAGAGUUACCUUCUAUUAUAACGAGAUUUUUGAAAACAUGCAA
Diospyros lotus (date-plum) is the source of this 1738-nucleotide messenger RNA. RefSeq names its product bZIP transcription factor 18-like. Bases 409 to 1329 code for a protein of 306 amino acids. Lineage: Eukaryota; Viridiplantae; Streptophyta; Magnoliopsida; Ericales; Ebenaceae. Gene Ontology annotation, biological process: regulation of DNA-templated transcription. The transcript has 4 exons. Gene Ontology annotation, molecular function: DNA-binding transcription factor activity. Gene Ontology annotation, cellular component: nucleus. The record is from RefSeq and is a predicted model, not a curated record.